This is a messenger RNA of Cercopithifilaria johnstoni, 2820 nucleotides long. Lineage: Eukaryota; Metazoa; Nematoda; Chromadorea; Rhabditida; Onchocercidae. The record is from the annotation of a GenBank genome assembly.
AUGGCUCUAUCUUUUGAUAAUCUUAUACAACAAUUAUUUUAUCGAUGGGGUUUCAUUGCUUAUCGCUCUCGAUUUGCUUUAUUUAUUGGGCCAAUCAUGCUGACAAUAGCUCUUGGCUUUGGAUUAUUGUUUAUCAAAAAACAGACGACAAUCGAUCCGGAAUAUGUGUUCUCACCGAAAAAUGCACAAUGGCGAUAUGAGAAAAAAAUUUUAAGUGAGCAUUGGCCUUUAAAUGAGCAAGAAUUCUGGCCUGGGAAAAGUUAUGACUAUACAGGAUAUGUUGACAUUAUUGUUGCUGGAAUAAAACAUCCCAAAUUUGGACGACCAAAUAUGUUAGUGAUGAAAUAUUUGGAUGAGUUAGAACGAAUCAAUCAGUAUAUUAUUCAUAAUAUUACAAUAUCAGUAACACAUAAUAGUAUGACAUAUGAAAUUGGUUUUACCGAUUUAUGUAUGUCAUAUGAUUGGAAAUGUUUUAUGAAUGAGCAUGUGACAAUGCUUAUGCCUAAAGAACGUUGGGGAAAUUUUGAUCCAAAAUUAGCUGAAUUCACUGAUGAUAUUAUCACUAAUGAGGUUAAAAUAACUUAUCCAAUUGGUUGGCGUGGAACUGAACCAAUUUAUUUUGGUGCAUUGAUAAGCGUACCGCAUAUUAUCGAUGAAGAAGGUCAUUUCAAUUACGUCCGAGCUGUUCGACUAACCUAUAACGUUCGUGAUGAAAAAGUUGGUAAUAUCAGUUAUUUGUGGCGUAAAAAGGUUACCGAUUUCUUAUCUAACGUCAAGAAGCCAGCAUCCGACAUUCUGGAAUUCGGUAUGUUUCAUAAUGAAAGCUUAUCGGAAGGUUUACAAGAAGUUGCCGAUUCAUUAUUGCCAAAAUUUGCAAUAACUUGCUUUGUUCUAUUUUCACUUUGCGCAUUAAGCGCAAUUGUUUUGCACAGACAUGAUGAUGGCUUUGUUGCAAUCGACUGGGUGCGUAGUAAACCAGCAAUUGCACUAGCUGGUUUAUUUUGUCCUUUACUUGCAAUUGCUAGCGCAUUUGGUUUAAUUUUAUGGAUGGGUUUUUUAUAUAACUCUGUUGUCAACGUGUCACCAUUUAUUGUGUUUUGUAUUGGUGUGGAUGAUAUGUUCAUAAUGAGCGCUGCUUGGCAUCGAACUAAUAUUGAGCAAGAUGUUUCAUAUCGCUUAUCCGAAACACUUGCCGAAGCAGCAGUUGCAAUAUCAAUAACAACAAUUACUGAUAUGUUAACCUUCGGUAUUGGUUGUAUGACAACACUACCAAGUGUACAAAUGUUUUGUUUCUACACAUUUAUGGGUAUAACAUUCACCUAUUUUUAUCAGUUGACCUUUUUCACCGCUGUUAUGGCAUAUAGUGGUAAACGAGAAGGUGAAGGAUUGCAUGCGAUAACAUUAAAACCAAUUAUCAAUCAAGAAUUAGCCGAUAGUUUAUUUAAAAAAUUAUUCCUAACGGGUAGUAAUAUAUCAUUGAAAUCAACAAUUUCAACAACUAAUACUUCUUCAAUGAUAUCAUCAAAAAUUGUGAUAAAAAAAGAUGAAAAAAUGAUGAAAGAUAUGAAAAUAACGUUAAAUCAAGGAAUGCUUGAUAAAUUUAUGAAUUUUAAACAAAGCCUAAAUAAGGAAUUACCGAAAUCGAAACAUCGUGAAACAAUAAUUUCAAAAAUAUUUCGCGAAUAUUAUGGUCCAUUCUUGCUUGAUCGUUUUACCAAAAAAGUUUUCAUUUUCCUUUACAUCAUCUAUAUCUUACUAGCAAUAUUGGGUUGCACAAUGUUGAAAGAAGGUCUCAAUCCAAAAUUUCUUGUUUUGGAUUCAUUUUAUCUCAGCAAAUUUUAUAUAUUAAUGGAUGAAUCAUUUUGGGAAGAAGGCUUACAGAUGCAGGUUGUCGUAAAUUCACCACCUGAUCUGUUUAAUCCCAUAGAGAGAAAAAAGUUCCAAAAUAUGCUCAAUGAUUUCGAAAAUACAGAAUAUACUAUGCGACAUAAUGCAACAAUGAUAUGGCUUGAUGCUUAUGAAAGAAAGCUUAAAGAGGAUCAUGAUUUCUCAAAGAUUCCAUUACCGGAAACAAGUGAAGAAUGGUAUAAACGAUGUCGAGAAUGGUUAAUAACUGCUGGUGGACGACGUUUGUGGGAAAAGGAUAUGGUUUGGGGUAAAAAUGAAAGUGAUCUUAAUUCCUAUUAUCAUCUCUUUGCUUUUCGUUUUCAACUUGGACUACGAAAUUACAAAACACCAACCGAUCAUAUGCGAAGUGCAAUAUUGAUGCGAGAAAUUUCUGCCAAAUAUGCAACAUUCAAUAUUACUACCUUUCAUGAGUACUAUCCAUUCGCAGAUCAGUAUAUUGAACUGAAACCGGCAUUAAUCAGGAAUUGUCUGCUAGCAAUGGCAUCUAUGCUUGUUGUAUCAUUUAUCAUGAUACCAAGUUGGAUUGCUGCAUUUAUUAUUGCAUUCGCAAUCUUCAGCAUUGAUAUUGGUGUAAUUGGUUUCAUGACAUUUUGGGGUGUACGUCUAGAAAGCGUGUCGAUAAUAACAGUUAUUAUGAGCAUUGGUUUUGCCGUCGAUUUAUCGGCACAUAUCGGUUAUGCAUAUGUGAAAUCGAAUGGAGAUCAGCAUACCAAAGCAAUUAGUGCAUUGGAAACCAUUGGAUGGCCUGUUUUUAUGGGAGCUUUAUCAACAGUACUUGGUAUUAUGGUACUUGCAACAGUUCAAGCAUAUAUUGUACAAAUCUUUUUCAAAACGGUAUUUCUCGUUAUUAUUUUUAGUAUGAUACAUGGCUUAAUAUUAUUACCAAUAUUCCUAGCAAUUAUUGUUAAAUAA